Molecule: messenger RNA, 2496 nt
Organism: Epithele typhae
Lineage: Eukaryota; Fungi; Basidiomycota; Agaricomycetes; Polyporales; Epitheliaceae
Product: Cullin-4B
Exons: 10
Coding region: 1-2496 (831 amino acids)
Biological process (GO): ubiquitin-dependent protein catabolic process; protein ubiquitination; DNA damage response
Cellular component (GO): Cul4-RING E3 ubiquitin ligase complex
Molecular function (GO): ubiquitin protein ligase binding
Source: RefSeq, a predicted model, not a curated record
AUGGCGGACGUCUUCACGCUGCUGAGCCUGCCCAGCACAUCAAAUGCAUUCUCUAUCGUCUCGUCCAAGCCGCAAGGCAUCCCGAGCACAAGAGACGAGCUAUCUCGGUCCGAGUCUCCCCCACGCAAGAUCGCCCGUCUGGACGUCGCCUCUAAUGCUCGCUCUGCUUCAUCGCUACCCCGGUACGCCACCUCCGUCGUCUUUUCUGCUAGCUCCGCGUUCUCAUCGGAGAUCGGACCCCCAGUCAAACCGGUCCCGACAUCCUUCUACGACGCCGACUACAAUCUGGUGCGGCGCACGAUCAGCAUCAUACUGAACCCCUCGGAGGAUAGACCACUCCCAGAGACGUACGACAGGAUCUCUCGGGCGUGUCGAGCGGCUGUCGGCGAGGCCGGCCGGGGCGAGGGACUGUACGAUGCCGUCAAGAUGGAUCUCGAGCGAUGCGGCUCAAUGUUACAGAAGACGCUAGUGAACAAGGAGGAGAAGAGCGUGGAGUGGCUGGUGCCGUUCACCGAGAAGUGCGCGUGGUAUGAGAAGCAAGUGGUGAGUCUUCCUACUGUCGCCGUAUACUUCUCGCUGCGUAUCAUGCCAUCUCCAGUCUUGCGUCGCCCUCACUGUUCACCGGGUGUAUGCAGACAGCUUGCGAACACCACCUUCAUUACCUCAGUCAUAUGGAACGCUCAGAUCACCAAUUUGAUCAUGGACGGCGUAGCAGACUGGCUGGAGUGCGAGAGGAAUACGAGAAAGCAGCACGUCCUCCGGGCCUACCUCCCCCAGCUCGUGCGGCACAUGCUGGCGUACGGGCUCUACGCCGACAUGAUCCAGUCCACAUACCUCACGCUGACCCACACCUUCUACACGGCCGAGUCCGCCAAGCUCCACGGGGACGAGACGCCUGCGAACAAGUUCUUCGAACACGUCGAGCAGCGCGGCGAAGAGGAGGAGACCCGGGCGCGUGAAGUUCUCGUAGAAAGCGCGGUGGCACCCGUGCGAGACACGACGGACAGCGCGCUGCUGACGAACCGCCUGCAGUGGCUCGCCAAAGACGCCUUGAAGACAUACAUGGACGUUAAGCAAGUGGAUCAGCUCAAGAAGCUGUACAAGCGGCUGGCCAAAGUCGGCGGACUCAAGGUGCUAAGUGCCUCGUUCAAAGUCUACGUCCAGGGCGCCGUCAAAGAGGUCGUCACUAAUCAAGCGAGGGACGACGAGAUGGUAUCUAGAUUGUUGAUUUUGAAAGCAUUCUGCGACAAACUCGUCACAACCGUCUUCGUGGAUGAAACCGUGCCAGCGUCCUCACGCCCUCAAGCGUCUUCAUCCAAGGCCCCUGCUCCCGCAGAGCCCGAGGCCGUCGUGCAAACGAGUCGAGACUUCGUUUACGGGCUCACCGACGCCUUCCAAGCUGGCUUCAAAGCUCGUCGCCUCAAACCUGCUGAAAUGAUUGCCAAGCACAUGGACAAAGCUAUGCGACGGGGCCAAAAGGCCAAGGAAGACUCAGCCUUCCUAUCGGAGCUUACCGAAGCUCUUUCACUUUACCGGUACACGGACGAUUUGGACGUAUUCCGGACGUUCUACCAACGCGCGCUCGCCAAGCGUCUGCUCCUGGAUAAGAGUGCAAGCACCGACAUCGAGAAGAACGUGCUCAAAGUGCUGAAAGAGAACUACGAUCCCGAGUUCGGCCAGGGCGAGCAGAUGUUCACCGACUUGGCCGUCUCGCGCGACAACAUGACGAGGUUCAAGGAGAAGCUGAGAGACCCGUCUUCGGGGUUGGAAAGCUUAGACGUCAAGGUGCUACAGCGGAGCGCAUGGCCAUUCGCGGCGCGCACAAAAGACAUCGACCUCCCGCUCUGGAUGCAAGACUCAUUGACCACGUACGCGGAUUUCUACAAGGAUGUGCAUUCUGGUCGAAAGUUAGACUGGGAUCACUCGCUGGGGACAGCCACUCUCAAGGCUGUGUUCAAUUCGGACACGAAGAUGCUGACGGUCAGCCUGUAUCAGGCUGUCAUCCUGCUGUUGUUCCAGGACGUGGACGAGCUAUCGUACACAGAUAUCCUGGCGCAGACGUCGUUGGAGGAGACGGAACUCAAGCGGACGUUGCAAAGCCUCGCAUUGGGGAAGAAACGAGUGUUGACGAAGCAUCCGGUCAGCAAGGACGUCAACGACAAGGACAUCUUUACGUUCAACGCGGACUUCAUGGACGAGAGGAAGCACGUGUUCAUCAAUUCGAUCCAGGUGAAGGAGACGGCGGAGGAGAGCAAGCGGACGCAGACGUCGAUCGAGCAGGACCGGAAGCACGCGAUAGACGCGGCGAUCGUGCGGGUGAUGAAGGGGAAGAAGGAAAUGAUGUUCGAAGCGCUGAAGACGGCGACAAUCGAGGCGGUCAAGAACCACUUUGUGCCGGACGUGUCGACGAUCAAGCAGCGUAUCGAAGGCCUGACGGAGCAGGAGUACAUUAUGCGGGACCCAGAGGUGAAGAACAAGUACAUCUACCUGGCAUGA